CGUUCACUAAUGCAAAAAUAACAAUAAGAAUCUAGUUUGUAAUAACGUCUAGGAUUUGUAUAAUAGUACCAUAAGAAUCACCCAAAUAUGACUGAGUUGAAACCCGUAAAAGAUUAUAAAACAUAAUUAAACUCAAAGUAUCAGAGUAGUAUUUAAUAGUAAUAGAAAACCUAAAGAACUAGAAGAAUAACCAAAGUUAUCUUUAAUGGAUAAUUUAAAUAGAAUCAAUAAUCUCUAUAAAGCAGUUUCUCAACCUCGAAUUGAUGCAAAAGAAGUCAAUCCACCAUAAUAUUUUUAUAAUCAUAAAUAAGUUUGUUAGAAACCAGAAAUAAAAGUAACAACUAAGGCUGUUAAAGAAAAUUAGAAUAUUAAAACAUUUUUAAAUAAUAAUGAACUUUCAUUAAAAGAUUAUGAUUGGAAACCUACAAAAGGAAAUGCACUUACAACAAAAUCUACUUCUCCUAUUGAUUUUAGUGUUAAAAGUCCAUUAAACAAAGUUUCUCGAACAGAUUCAGUUUUAGCUAAUAAAAAAACAAAUGAUACAGGAGUAACUUUUCUAAAAGGACUUUAUUGA
Molecule: messenger RNA, 574 nt
Organism: Paramecium sonneborni
Lineage: Eukaryota; Ciliophora; Oligohymenophorea; Peniculida; Parameciidae
Source: the annotation of a GenBank genome assembly